Molecule: messenger RNA, 666 nt
Organism: Vitrella brassicaformis
Lineage: Eukaryota; Vitrellaceae
Source: the annotation of a GenBank genome assembly
CGAGGUUGUACGCUAUGACAUCGACACUUGCUCCGUGACUCGUGGAAGAAGCGGACCCUGCACGGACAAAUGGACAGCAGGGGCAACAUACCAUGCACACACGUGUCAAGAGCUCAGACCUGGCUGCAGGGGCAUGGCGACUUACCCGCCUCUCUAAAUGCUGUGGCAGUAACUCUUCGGCGAGGAGAGACCGGGUUGAAUCAGAAACAAAACAGCACAGUGCAAACCGGCGAUUUCGAUGAUGUGUGCCUCGUGCGUUCUCAGUCACCGAUAGCUUCUCGCUGGUCGAUGCAGAUCAGCUCGGCCUCAGUCGCAUCACCAUCGUCAGAGGGGAGGUCCUGGAUCAGCUUGCUGAGGAAGAGAGAGUCCUUGCCGUUGCCACACGUGGCGUCCACAGCCCUGCCGGCGCCCUAACUGACGACAGCAUGCCAGAGAUCCAUCCAUCCGUCCAUCCGUCUGUCCAUCGCUCGCUUUGUCCAUUCUCGUCUGUAGGCUUACUGGGCGUCAACUUGGUUGAACACAUUCGGGGGGGCAGCUGAGAGUGAAGGCGCCAUGGUGAAGGCGCUUGUGAGUGGUGACAGGGAUUCGAUCUGUUAAUUCAGCCGCACACAUUCGUAGCACUCAUAUGCGGUAACAGAGGAUUUGUCCCGGGCGCCGUGGCUGCAC